Molecule: messenger RNA, 1278 nt
Organism: Zymoseptoria tritici IPO323
Lineage: Eukaryota; Fungi; Ascomycota; Dothideomycetes; Mycosphaerellales; Mycosphaerellaceae
Exons: 5
Coding region: 1-1278 (425 amino acids)
Molecular function (GO): protein binding
Source: RefSeq, a predicted model, not a curated record
AUGUCUGUAUUCGUUAGCGCGAGUUCGCAUGUCAAGUCUUGGCAGAGCACUUCACCCAACGGAGAUUUUCUGGUGAAGAAAAUACACACAUUGGCGACCAUCGGAUCCGACGACACUCUACGACUUUUCGAUGCGAGCAGCCUGAAGACGCUGCAGACCAGCCCCAGAUGCCACUCCGGAGUUGCGUGUCUCGAGUCCGCGGGAUCAUUUUUUGUGACCGGCGGUCGGGAUGGCCUCGUUCGGUGCUGGGAUUCGCGCGCUAAGAAAGCCGUCGAGAUGGCAGAUCCAAAAUCGAACGGCAUUUCUUCUCUCGCAUGCCUGGAUCACUACAUUGCUGCUGGAACGGAAAGCCUGAAGGAGGGACUGGGCGAUGUCAGCGUACUUGUGUAUGAUACCAGAAAUCCGGCCGCACCGUUGAGACAAUACAACGAGUCGCAUACGGAUACGAUCACGCAACUUGCCUUCCACCCGACCCAGCUGAAUGUACUGAUGUCUGGAAGUACCGAUGGUCUGAUCUCCUUCUUCGAUGUAAAUCAGGAGGAUGAAGAAGACGCCCUGCAACAAGUCCUGAAUCCUCGAUCGGCGGUGCACUGCUCGGGCUUCCUAGCUCAGGAUCUGGUCUACGUAGUUUCCACUGACGAACAGUUCUCCAUCCACACACUCUCGAAAACCGCAUCAGAAGAUGAGCAGCUGCCGCCUCCCAUUGAAUUUGGCGAUGUGCGGGAAAAGCUGAAGUGCAUGUACGUCGUUGAUGUGCUGGUACAGCCGGAUGGUCCGCCUGUCAUCGCAUAUGGUCACAAUGAAAACAGGACGCUCUCGAUUUCUGCCCUGGGCUCACCUGGAGCGUGGACUUUCGGGCAGAAGGUAGACCUUCCUGGCGCUCAUGGCGAUGAAGUGGUGCGCGACUUGCUCAUUCACAAGAAGCGUGCUGUCACAUGUGGCGAGGAUGGGCAAGUGAAGCUAUGGAGUCUUGGGAUUCGCCUUCACUUGGUCGCGAACCAUGGGUGGAAGUCCCGGAGGAGUUGUGCAUUUCACAAAAGCCAUCUACCUUAUCGUCAAACCCGCCAGCUAGAGCUCCACGAUCACCGCACCACCAUGACAGCCACCAAAGAGCCCGCCAGCGCAGCCGGCGUCAAAUCGACUAUCGAGGCAUUCUUCGACGCCAUCAACGCUGAAGACACCAAAGCGCUGCAAGCGAGGUUUCAUCCGAAGGCAGGCCUGACCAUCAUCCGGCAAGAUCCCCCACUUCCACCUGUAAGACUUGCCCAUUUCCUCUAG